Molecule: messenger RNA, 15436 nt
Organism: Pelobates cultripes (western spadefoot toad)
Lineage: Eukaryota; Metazoa; Chordata; Amphibia; Anura; Pelobatidae
Source: the annotation of a GenBank genome assembly
UUUUUCACAAUCACUUCGACGCUGAUGAAAUAUUUGUGGGACUCCUGGAUGUGAAUUUUGAUGUAAACUUGGACAUUCUUGGACUCGUAAAGUAAGUACUACUAUUUAAAUGUGGGUGGAGAGGUGGAUAAAUAUGUGAUUAUUUUAUUAAGUAACAUAUAUAAGCUACUUGCUCAAAAGUAUUUGAAUGUUACACCUAUAUGAGCGUUCCAAUUCAUUGCAAAAGGUGUUUAGUGGGAUUGAGGUCAGGGCUUUGUGCAGGCCAUGCCAGUUCCUCAACACCAAACUUGUCAAAUUGUUUCUUUAUGGAUCUCUCUUUGUACACAGGGACACAGUCAUAAUGGAAGAGUAUGUGGCAAGACCUUCCACAAAAUGUUGUACACAGACACACCAAUAUGAUCUUUAAUUGGAACUAAGGUGGGAGAAUGAGGCGCAAAUAAGGAAUCUGUGAGAAUGAGACAAAUCAAGGGGACUGGGGUAAUGAGAAACAGAGGGAACAGAGGGGUGGCAAAAUGCAUCUUUGUCUGUGUAUCCAAAAAUCCUUGCACUGUCCCUGGACUUAGAACAAAGACAGUGUCAGUGGGCCAAAGACAGCACUUUGGAAGAACCCAUUGUCUAUGGAAAUUUCAUGAGUAGGAAUUAAUAUACAUGGAAGUAAUGAAAAUGGCUGGAACACCUGAACUUGAUAAUGAGAAGAGGUGUCCACAUAUUUUUGUAAUUUGUAUGUUGUAUACAUUGGCCCCAGAGCACCCUGUAAUAUAUGCAUGUUCAGGUGAGUGCAACCCUAGCCAUCUUUGGUUCCAUGCACACACAUACAUACAUGAAACCUGAAGAAUGUCAGAGAGGAUGGGCUGAAGGAAGGAACUGGGUGCCGUGGAAUAAAGGCCAUGCUGCCAUUGAUCAUCUCUUGCCAGCACGCUAUUCUAAUAUUAGCCAGGCUGGCUCUACCUGAGGUGGACAGCAAAGGGUUUUAACGCUUCAUGUCCAGCAUUUCAAACUGUAAUGCUGCACAUACAUAUGCCAAGCACCAUGACCACUUCCAAUCACUAAAGUGGUCAUGGUCUUGGAGUAACCCUUAAAGUGAAAGCUGAUGUUAUUAAAACAAACAUACCAUUCAGUUUAUUGCAUAAAUACAAUUUAUAAAUUUCAGGGUUACAUUCUAAUUUUGCUUAUCCACUGUUUUGUUUUACUUUGCCCACUUUACUUUCUUAAUGUAUAAAAUGGAACCUGUUCUUUUCUAUGUUCUUGUAGGGUCACUAUCAAGGGUAUAGACGUUAAUUUAGCACUAAUACAUGCAUCUACAGAUGACAGUGACGUGGUAGUUUUGGUGUUUGAUGGAAGCAUUAAUGCUGCCGUAACUUCGUGAGUAAAUUUUAUUUUUUUUAAAAUACAGUUAAAGGAACAGCACACACACAGACAAAAAUACAGUUUUUCAUUUAACAAGGCUACUUAAAAUCACCUAUCUUAGCAAAUAAAUAUGGGGAUUCAGUUCCACCAUGUGGCCAUAUUGUGUUAAGCUCACCCCUACAUCACAGUACCCCAAUAAACACUCUUAGCACCAAAACCACUACACCUUAGUAUUAGCGGGUUUGGUGCAAAGUCAAGCAGUUAGCCAACAGAGACACUUCCUUGUUAAGACUUUCAAUAAUUAAAAGUCUUCACAUUUGGCAUAGCUGACUUAUUUGGAUGCUUCUUAUAAAAGUACAGUGGUUGUUGGACAUGCACAGUUAGCCCUUAAGACUUCUAUAUGAGAAGAAUUGGAUUAGACCAUAAACCAUCCAUAAGGAUGAUCUGAGAAGAUGAGUAGCAGCUGCCUAGCAGAAACUGUCUUGGAUGUAGGGAGUAAACACUAAAAAAAAUAACUUUUAUUUUAAAAACGUGUGAAAGGGGAACCCUGCUGUUAAAAUUAAAGUGCACUCCCACAGUAAAAAUGUAUUAUUAAGUGUUCUUGCAUAGCAAGACCACUUAACCCCUUAAGGACUGGACUUUUUUUGCGAUGUUGUACAUUUGCGACCAGGCCUCUUUUUACACUUUUGUGGUGUUUGUGUUUAGCUGUAAAUUUCCACGCUCUCAUUUACUGUUCCUAUACAAAUUUAUAUAUUGUUUUUUUCAGGACAAAAAAGGCUUUCUUUACAUACCAUUAUUUAUAUAAUCUCAUGUAAUUUAAUUUAAAAAAAAAAAUAUGAUGAAACAUUGAAAAAAAUACAUGUUUUUUGACUUUUACUUGAAAAAUCUUUUACUCAUCUACAAAAGCGAAUAAAAUAACUGCUAAAUAGAUUCAAAAUUUUGUCCUGAGUUUUAAAAUACCCAGUGUUUGCAUGCUUUUUAGGGCUAUAGGUACAAGUAUGAUAUUGCGGUUUCAAAACAUAAAUUUUUUCAAAUUUAUCAAUAGUGACAUUGUAACACUAUUAUCUGUCAUAACUCUCUGAAUAACACCCCAUAUGUACAUAUUUUUUUUUAAAGUAGACACCCCAGGGUAUUCAAUAUGGAGUAUGUCCAGUUUUUUUUAGUAGCCACCUAGUCGCAAACACUGGCUAAAUUUAGCGUUCAUAUUUGUUUGUGUGUGAAAAAAGUAAAAAACUAAAUUGAAUGCUAAUUUUGGCCAGUGUUUGUGACUAAGUGGCUACUAAAAAAUACUGGACAUACCUCAUUUGCAAUACCUUGGGUUGUCUUCUUUUGCAAAUGGUAUGCCAUCAUGGGGGUAAUUAUCAUUCCUGGGCUACCAUACGCUCUCAAAGGCAACGUAACCAACCUGGCCAUUUUCAAUGUAAAAAUAUUUGACCCAUAUAUUUGACCCUGUAACUUUCAAAAUCUCUAUAAAAUCUGUACAUGGGGUGUACUGUUAUACUCGGAAGACUUUGCUGAACACAAAUAUUAGUGUUUAAAAAUAGUAAAACGAAUCACAACAAUUAUAUCAUCAGUAAAAGUGCUGUUUGUGUGUGAAAAAUGCGAAAAAGUCACUUUGACUGACAAUAUCAUCGCUGUGAUAUGUUUUACUGUUUUGAAUCACUAAUAUUUGUGUUCAGCGAAGUGUCCCAAGUAAAACGGUAACCCCCAUGUACAGGUUUUAGGGUGUCAUAAAAAGUUACAGGGUAAAAUAUAGUGCUAGCAAAUUAAAUUCUCUGGACUUUCGGCCUGGGUUGGCAGGCAGUUCCCUCAAAUUGCAAUUAAUAAAAUUACUUAAUUAUGUAAAAAUAUUACAUAAAUAUGCAAGUAGAAAUGUAUAUUUCAUAUUAUUUUUAUUUAUUUAUAUAUACAAUUUCAUUCUAAGUGUAUUUUGAUAUAAAUAUAUAUAUAUUUUAAUAUCAAAAUACAGUUAGAAUAAAAUUUCAUAUAGAUAUAAUUUAAAAAAAUAAUUAUUAUUAUUUUUCAUUUUUUAUUUAAUUUAAUCUACUUAUUAUUUGUAUUUUAUAAUAUAUAUAUAUAUAUAUAUAUAUAUAUAUACAAUAUAUAUAGUUAUUAUAGAUAUUAUAUAUACACGUGUGUAAUUUAAUUACAAGUGUAUUUUUAUAUUAAUAUAUGUACAUAUUAAUAUAAAAAUACACUUAGUAUGACAUUAUAUAUAUAUAUGAUAUAUAGACAUAUAUUAUAUAUAUAUAAUAUAUGUCUAUAUAUCAUAUAUAUGUACACAUAUCUAAUUUUUUUUAUUAACAUUAACUUUCAUUUUUUUUAUGAUUUUACACUAGCAGGGAGACUGCCUGUCAGCACAGACAGUCCCCCUGCAGGCAGACACAUGGACACCUAUUGUGACCAUGUGACUACUCUGUUGAGCGGUCACAUGGUCACAGGGGUCCUAAUCCACCAUGGGGAGACUGUCUGGACUGCAGGCAGUCUCCCCACACCGGGAGCACCGCCGAUCGCCGGCGAUCGGGUAAGUACAUAAGACCGUUAGGACGAUUCAGGACCAUCACCGGUCGGCAAUGGAAAAAUGCAGAUGAUGGUCCUGAACCAUCCUCAGUCGUUAAGGGGUUAAUGUUAUCUCACAAAUAUUAAUAUUAUAGCCAAAUUUACCACCCUAAAUCCUCCCACAGUUUUUACACUACAUAGACAGAAAUAUACCAAAACGUGUGGAUUGUUCCCGAUUGGAUUGCUAUUACUUUGUGGAACGUUUCACCGAAUGGAUCACGGAAUAUCAUCGUUCUUGUGGCGAAAUUGGUCUCAUAGGAAUGAAUGGCAAAAUUUUCAAAACUAGAGUGGGAGCUGACAAAAGCUGAAAAAUCAGGACAUGAUUUCUAAACUGCCACCACUCCUUCAUUUUCAAGCCCACCUACACAAAUCUUAUAUCAAAACGUUCCGCUAUCCCUGCUGCCACUAAAAGCCAUAGUCCACAGCUAAGCCAUAGUCCUGAUAGUUUUCACAAUAUGACCAUUUGUUUGCAACUCACGCCGUCCAUUGACAUUCAUUGAAACUCCACUCUAGCCAGCUCAAAUUUGAAGGGCAAUUUCUAAACUGUGACUGUGCCUUAAUUUUUAAUACUUCAGAGACAUACUAUGCAUCACAAUGUAGGUCUGGGUCUUGUGAUUCUCACAAUAUAGAGCUCUUCGCUGUAGAAUUUAUAGUGUUUUUUUUUUUUAAUGGUUUUAAAGCUUCCUGAAAAGCUUAAAGUACUUAAAAAGGACUUAAAGGAUGCCUCAAUGAAGUCUUAAAAAAUUAAUUUCAGGUCAAUAAAUACUAAAACAGGUGUUCCACUUAUCUACUGCAGUUUCUAACCUAAUGAAAUCUCUAAAUAGUACUACUCUGGUUUUUAGUAUUAGCAGUUUAAUUGGAUUAAGUGGAUUAAAGUGUCCAAAUUAAACAUCUGUCAGGGUAUAGAGUCUAAAUGACUGAACAUUGUUGCUAAUGCUUAACUUGUGUUUCUUAUUAUUCAGGUACGAUAUAAUCCCUGUUCCAAUAGCUACAGUCAGAGGAACUUUGAAAUGUACUUUAACCCUUGGAUAUACGGAUAGUGCCGGUUUUUCUUAUGUCGGCCUGCAGGUUGAUGGAAAUGGAAAUCUUGACGUACAGGUGCUGGGUGGAGUAACGUAAGUAUUGCCAACAUUGCAUUUCAUAAAAUUAACAUUGUGUCAUUUCCAUACUUGGGAACAAUGGUGGGAAGGUAUUUAGUGAAUGAAAAACCACAGAAGAUUUGGUAUCAUUGAGUUAUGUUUGUUAUGGGGACAGUCAGAAAUGAUUAGUAAUAUUGCUAUUUAAAGAGGGAACCUAUACAAGGUUAGAGAGUAAUGUCCUAGACAUCACUUAUCACAAUCAUAUUUGCGUUUUGUCCAAGUUAUUUAACUAUGCAAAGGAAUAAAAUGUUCAACAAAGUAAAUCCAUCAUAAUAUAAGGUAGUAAGAUAGUUCAUAAAAUGGAUCUGUUACAUCAAACAUAAGCUCUAUUGAUUACACUUUCAUUCUUCUAUCUGAAUCUGCUCUUAUUUUCUUUAUUUCUGAUCUAUUUUUCAUUCAUAGGGAUUACUUUGUCUUGUUUAAUUUUUCUAUGUCUGACAAAUCUUGACAAAGUGUGGAGUUUAAGGCAAGCUCCACUUCCUUUGUCAAGUUUGUCAAGUUUGUCAAGCUAAUAAAGCAAUUGGAGCUUACUUUAAGCUCCACCCAUUCUCAAGGUUUAUCAGGCCUAGGGGAAAUACAUAAGCAAAGUAGUCCCUAUGUGCCUUGUUAAGUAUCAGAUAAAAAUGACAGUUUAAUACAUUGUAUACAGUUUUGCUAUCACUUUGUUGCUAUUGCGACAAUUUAAACAGCAUGUGGUUGAGUGAUUUACCAGGGAGCAGCUCAGUUGUCACUGUUUGGAAUCUUUGCGAGGAGACGUUAAAGUCAGCCUGCGGGUUAAAAGUGGCGACAAGUUUGGAAACCUGUCAGUAAACAGAAGUUGCAACUAAACACCCUUUGCUGUUAACCCCUUAAGGACGGCAGGCAUUCUAUGCCAUACUUUUUGGGGCAGUCCUAAACGCCGGUGGGCGGCAUAGAACAUCCCCACCAUUCUUACUACUUACCGGAUCCCCGCCAUUCCCCAGACAGCAGUCGCGAUCCUGGGGUCUGCCUGGGAGCUCAGACAGACCCCCUCUGCCCAAUCCGGCCCCCCCGGCCAUGUGAUCGCUGGGUCCUCACGAUCACAUGGCCGGAAUAGCCGGAAUAGCCGGCUUAUGCAGUGUCUGCAGGGGACCUGCCUGAGCUUUCAGGCAGUCCCCCUCAUACCUGUAAAAAUGUUUUAAAAAGUUAUUAAAAGUUAUUAAACAGUGUUUAAAUUAAAUAAAAAGUACUUAUAUACACAUACACAUACAUACAUACAUACAUCAUUAAUAAAAGAGUAUUUUAAUAUUAAUAUAUACAAUUAUAUAUAUAUAUAUAUAUAUAUUAAUAUUAAAAUACUCUUCGAAUAACAUUAUACAUAUAUAUAUAAAAUAAAAAAUAAUAAUUAAAAAUUAAAAAAUUAAAAUUGAAAAAAUUAUACCAGUGUUAAUUUGUUCUAACUGUAUUUUGAUAUUAAUAUACAUAUAUUAAAUUCAAAAUUCAUUUAGGAUGUCAUUAUAAAUACAUGUAUAUGUAUCUAUCUCUAUCCAUAGAGCUAUAUAUCAAUAAAAAUAUACAUAUACAUAUAUAUUUAAAUUCUACAAAUAUAUUUAUAUAAUAUUUUUACAUAAUUAAGUCAUUUUAUUAAUUUCAAUCUGAGGGACCUGCCCGACAUUCCAGGCAGAAAGUCCAGAGAAUUUGGCUCGCAAGCCCUAUAUUUAACCCUGUAACUUUCUAUGACACACGAAAACCUGUACGUGGGGAGUACUGUUUUACUCAGUAGACUUCGCUGAACACAAAUAUUAGUGUUUAAAAACAGUAAAACAUAUCACAACGAUGAUAUUGUCAGUAAAAAUGCAAUUUUUUUUAGCAUAUUUCACACACUAACUUUACUUUCACUGACGAUAUAAUUGUUGUGAUACGUUUUACUAUUUUUAAACACUAAUAUUUGUGUUCAGCAAAGUCUUCUGAGUAUAACAGUAACUCCCAUGUACAGGUUUGGUUACUGAGUCAAAUAUAAGGCUUGAAUUUCCUUUUUAUUUACAUUGAAUUUGCCAGAUUGGUUAUGUUGCCUUUGAGACCGUAUGGUAGCCCAGGAAUGAAAAUUACCCCCAUGAUGGCAUACCAUUUGCUAAACACGACAACCCAAGGUAUUGCAAAUGGAGUAUGUUCAGUCUUUUUUAGUAGCCACUUAGUCACAAACACAGGCCAAAAUUAGCGUUCAAAUUAGUUUUUUGCAUUUUUCACACACAAACAAAUAUUAACACUAAAUUUGGCCAGUGUUUGUGACCAAGUGGCUAAUAAAAAAGACUGGACAUACCCCAUUUGCAAUACCUUGGAUUGUCUACUUUUGUAAAUGGUAUGCCAUCAUGUGGGUAAUUUUCAUUCCUGGGCUACCAUACGGUCUCAAAGGCAACGUAACCAAUCUGGCGCAUUUCAAUGUGAAAAAACUGAAAAAUGUAACAUUCUAUAUUUGGCCCUGUAACUUCACAAAACACCAUAAAACCUGUACAUAGGGGGUACUGUUUUACACGUGAGACAUCGCUAAAUACAAAUAUGUGUAUUUUAUUGCAGUAAAAGCAAACAGUAUUAUGACACUCACAGUUAAAAUGUCACAUAGAACUAAAAAAAAAAAUGUAUUCUUAUUUUUUCCCAUUUUUUUUUAUAUCUUUUUCAUAUUAAACUAUGUUUCAUACCUAAAUAUUUGAUGUUAAAUGAAAGCCCUGUUUCCCCUGAAUAAAAUGAUAUAUAAUAAGUGUGGGUAUAAUAUGAAAGAGGCGAAUUACGCCUGAACAGACAUAUUGUUUUUGUUUACGUUUUGUUUUGAUCACAACAUGUACAUUUGGCUCAGUCCUUAACCCCUUAAGGACUGGACUGUUUUUGCGAUGUUGUACAUUUGCGACCAGGCAUAUUUUUACACUUUUGUGGUGUUUGUGUUUGGCUGUAAUUUUCCGCUCUCUCAUUUACUGUUUCCAUACAAAUUAUAUAUUGUUUUUUUCAGGACAAAAGGGGCUUUCUUUACAUACCAUUAUUUAUAUAGUCUCAUGUAGUUUAAUUUAAAAAAAAAAUGAUGAAAAAUUUAAAAAUAUCCCUGUUUUUUGACUUUUACUUGAAAAAUCUUUUACUCAUCUACAAAAGCGAAUGAAAAAAACUGCUAAAAAGAUGUCACUAUUGAUACAUUUUUAAAAUUUAUCAAUAGUGACAUUGUAACACUAUUAUCUGUCAUAAUUCUCUGAAUAACACGCCACAUGUACAUAUUUUUUUUAAAGUAGACAACCCAGGGUAUUCAAUAUGGGGUAUGUCCAGUCUUUUUUAGUAGCCACUUAGUCGAAAACACUGGCCAAAAUAAGCAUUCAUAUUUGUUUGUGUGUGAAAAAAGUAAAAAAACUAAAUUGAACACUAAUUUUGGCCAGUGUUUGUGACCAAGUGGUUACUAAAAAAGACUGGACAUACCCCAUUUGCAAUACCUUGGGUUGUCUUCUUUUGCAAAUGGUAUGCCAUCAUGGGGAUAAUUCUCAUUCCUGGGCUACCAUACGCUCUCAAAGGCAACGUAACCAACCUGGCCAUUUUCAAUGUAAAAAUAUUUGACCCAUAUAUUUGACCCUGUAACUUUCGAAAAUUCUAUAAAACCUGUACAUGGGGGGUACUGUUUUACUCGGGAGACACUGCUGAACACAAAUAUUAGUGUUUAAAAACUGAAAAAAGUAUCACAACAAUUAUAUCAUCAGUAAAAGUGCUGUUUGUGUGUUAAACACUAAUAUUUGUGUUCAGCAAAGUCUCCCGAGUAAAACAGUACCCCCCAUGUACAGGUUUUAUGGUGUCUUGGAAAGUUAUAGGGUUAAAUAUAGUGCUAGCAAAUUAAAUUCCCUUUGCUUUCAGCAUGGGUUGUCAGGCAGGUCCCGCUAAUUGUAAUUAAUUAAGAUAACUAAUUAUGUAAAAAUAUUACAUAAAUAUAUAUGUAGAAUUAAUAUAUGUAUAUAUAUAUGUAAUUGUACGCCCUCCGGUCUUAAGGGGUUAAGGGGCUGAUAGCAACAACUUGACAUAUAUUUACAAAUGAUAUUGAAAAUGAGCCGUUACUAUGAUUUAAUGCACAACUGUAUAUUUAGGCUCUUUUAGUAUGGCUAAAUACUUGCAAAAACAUAACAUACAGGGAUAUAAUUUCUAAUUAGUGGGGUAAUAGCUGCUUGAUCCAAGGAGACAUCUGACUGCUAUUUUGGGGUUAAGAAGGAUUUUUUUCCUAGUUUGUUGCAAAUCUAGAAGCGCCUCAGACUAGAUUUUUUGCCUUCUUUUGGAUCAACGGCAAAAACAUAUGUGAGGAAGGCUGAACUUGGUGGUCGCAAGUCUCUUUUCAGCUAUGUAACUAUGUAACUAUGUAACACGGUUAUCAUGCAUUGCAAGUUAUUUAGUUUUUGUGUGUAAGAGAUCUCCGAGGUUUCAAAAGCUUCUGUCGGCAAUCUGAUGCUCUACAGAAAACUGAUUUUUAGUAGCUACACGCAAUUGCUGUUGUAUGUUUAGUAUUCAUAAUGAGUCACUUUCUAAGCAACUGAUUCAACUUUGUUAUUUCUUUUCAGAAUUACUUCGGCAGGAAUAGAUACUCUUUAUGUAGACCUUCUAAAAAAUCUUACCAGUAAGGUAUGUUAUAUUGCUGAGAAUACCAACUAAUAGUUCGCCAUUAGGGUGAUUAGUUUAUGUAAUGACUUGUGCAUGUGAGUUACCUUAUUUAUUAUUUAAUUUUAAAUGUUUUUUUUUGUAAGAUAUGCUUUAUUGAUAGCUAUAUAUUUAUACUGCACCAGACUGCCUAUUCUGUUAUUCAGAAAAUGUAACAAAGAUUUUCAGUAAGUUAUGUUAUAUUGUUAAAGGACCACUCUAGGCACCCAGACCACUUCAGCUUAAUGAAGUGGUCUGGGUGCCUGGUCCAGCUAGGGUUAACCCAUUUUUUAAUAAACAUAGCAGUUUCAGAGAAACUGCUAUGUUUAUGAAUGGGUUAAGCCUUCCCCCUAAUCCUCUAGUGGCUGUCUCAUUGACAGCCACUAGAGGCGCUUGCGUGCUUCUCACUGUGAUUUUCACAGUGAGAGCACGCAAGCGUCCAUAGGAAAGCAUUGUAAAUGCUUUCCUAUCACAGGCUGAAAUGCGCGCAGCUCUUGCCGGCGUGCGCAUUCAGCCCAGGAGGAGGAUCGGAGGAGGAGAGGAGGCAGAGAGCUCCCCGCCCAGCGCUGGAAAAAGGUAAGUUUUUAACCCUUUCCCCUUUCCAGAGCCGAGCGGGAGGGGGUCCCUCAGGGUGGGGGCACCCUCAGGGCACUAUAGUGCCAGGAAAACGAGUAUGUUUUCCUGGCACUAUAGUGGUCCUUUAAGAACUUCGACAUUGACACAGGAAGGAAAGGGCUAGAUUUUCAGGUGGAAUCUCUGGUACGGAAGUCUAACUGAUCUGUGUUUAUUAACCAGCACCAUAAUAAAUCACAAGUACUUAGGUCGAGUAAAGUUCUAAGAGGGGUAGCGACCAUCUCAAAGGGAAUAGUCUACUUUCUCCAUUUUGUGUAAUAGGGGAAGAACCUGCCACAGCAGUGUUAAGUAGUGUGUGUAACUAUCUAAAUUAAGUAUGAGUGUCCAAGAUUUCAAAAACGAAAAAAAAAAAUCUUUGUUAUUACACAUUUUUAGAUAAAGACAUUAAUUACCAAUUCAUACUAAAAAUGUUGAAAAAAUAAACAAACUUAGAAAUGUACAAAUUAAAAAUAGACCUCUGUCCCUUUUUCCUUUUGUUUGUUUUAUUUCCUAUCCACUAAAAUGCCUGCAUUCCUAUUCCCAAAUUAUAGCUGGUUUGUAUUAAUAGUUUUGAAGUGAGGUGCAAACAAUCGAGUGAUAACGUUACAAGAUUUUGUCCAAAAUAUCAAAUUCUGAAAACUCAAUCAUGUUAGAAGUUUAAAAAAAUAAUAAUUUUGCCCAUUGCAGAAUAAAUUGUGCAAUUAUGUAGAGAAUAUAUCACAAUUAGAGUAGAGUUUGUACCGAACAUUAAGUUUUUUGGACCCUGGACCGAACACAGACAUAUCACUGUAUGUUCGGGUUUGGAGUUCGGCGAUUUAAUGGCAUGUUUUCAAAGGCUGCAGGGCAGCCAAUCAACUUGUGUGCCAUUAGAAGCCAUCACAGCCAUGCCUACUAAUGGCAUGGCUGUGAUUGGCCAGUGCAGCAUGUAACCCAGCCACAAUAUAUAAACUGGAGUCGCGUAGCGCCGCACGCAUAUGAGCUCUUAUUAGUGUAGGGAGAGAAUGCUGCCGCUGUGACAGCUUAGGAAAGAAUUCUUCAAACUAGUACAUUAGUGGGGUGCACUUCAUAUCUGAGAGUUAAAUAGAAGCAUCAAAUACUGCUGUCACAUUGCAGUUUUAAAACUUUAAAUUUUUUGGGUGCUAAACUGCUAAAUAGUAUUUUAGUGGGGUGCACUUCCUAUCUGAGAGUCGAAUCGAAGCGUCUAAUAGUGUGCUUACAGCGCAGUUGUAAAAAUUCUAAUUUUCUGGGUGCUAAUCUGCUAAAUAGUACAUUUUGGGGCCUGCUCUUCAUAUCUGAGAGACAAAUAGAAGUGUCAAAUAGUGUGCUUACUGCACAGUUGUAAACAUUCUAAUUGUUUUCCUGCUUAUCUGCUGGAGUUUUAAAAAGUCAAUUUAAAAAAAAAAAUAGUAUAUUUGAGGUGUUCACUUCAUAUCUGAGAGUUAAAUCGAAGCGUAACUUUGAUUCAAAUUUACUACAUCGGUCACUUGUAAUAUUGUUUCACACCUACAACACUUGUUACACAGAUCUAAGUGAUAGAAAACAGAUUGAUAUUUUCUACACUAGAAACUACCAGAUAACAAGCUGCUAUAUUGAAACCAGUUAUCAAUAGCUAAGAGGUACUUCAACAGUAUUGUAAUUCUGGAGCAAUACCCUCACAAGUCAAACUGAGAAGUCAGUUUAUAGGGAAAACUGUUGCCUGGAUACAAUUCUAAAACAAUUUCCAUAUGUCCUUUGCAGACUUUACAUGCUAGAAAAACACAGGUGCCAUCUGCGGUGGCUUUCUGCAGUGUGCAUACCAGCAAGGAGGGCAGGGUUGAGGAGUCGGUGGAAGAUGAUGUGUAGGAUGAUGAGGUCCUAGACCCCACAUGGAAUCAAGGUCAUGCGAGUGACGUGUGCAGUUUGGAGAGGCACCAGCACAGCAUAAGAGGGAGCAGGGUGCAAAAGCGGAGCAGCCAUCCCCUAGUGCUCGUCAGCAUGUAUUAGCUCGAGAAUUACCAGGUAUCCAAGUAAUACAUGUAGCGAUCAAAGGAUCCAUAAUAGAGUUGUGCGAACCCGAACAGCAAAGUUCAGGUUCAUACCAGAUUUAGCGAUUCAUUCGUAGUUUUACAGUCAGGUGGGCAGUCCGGUGACCAGGACCCAGACACUGUCUGGGUGGCAGUUGGACGACCGGGACCCAGUAUGCCUGAUGUUGAAGUUAGGAGUCACAGUGUGGAAUGGAUUAGCAGGGUCUGGUGGAGGGUAACCGCACGCCCCUGGUGUUGAGCACCAGCGUUUGUGCGGCCACAUACCAGGACCCUGAUGCAGCUUAAGUAAAAAGAGUACUGGAUACCAGAAGCCAUCACCAGACUGAUCCGCAACUUGGAACAGGAUGUGACAUUCACUGUAGCGGCUGUGCAUGCUUUUGGCGUUCUCACCCUGCUGCUGCUCGCCUGUCUUCGCUGCAGCGUAACUUCGGCCUUCCCGCUCGCCACCUCAUGAGCGAGCAGCAUCAGGCGACAGUGGAGUUUCAGCUGCAGCACGCACGGGUCAGUGGCUUUGCACCAGACUUCCCUACAGUUGAUCAAAGUUAAAGGAUUACAAGUAGACUCAUUACAAUUACAGGGCCUCUAAAGAGUCCUGUAUUGUUAUUUGUCGUCACUACCUUCCCGCGUCAGGAGUGGGUCAUUUGUGUGCUUGCUGCCUUCCUUGCAUAUGGUAGCCGUUUCUCAGGGUCCCUGUACGGAAUGGAACUCUGAUUCCCCGUUACCCUUGGUCACCAUAGUAGGUGCAGAAACUGGCAUCGAAAGUUGAUAUGGAUGACAUCCGAAUGCAAAGUCGCUGUCACGGGGAUGUGCAAUUGUCCCGAGGUUGCCUGCGCAACUAUUAUGUCAACAGCUAAUCUGCGGAACAGAGUUGUCUUUUUUUUAUAUUUCCCAAUAUUUUGGGGGAUACCCCAAUUAAAAUACAUAUAUAUAUAUAUAUAUAUAUAUAUAUAUAUAUAUAUAUAAAAGACAGUGUUGGCUACCUCAUCCUCCUCCUCCACCGCUGCUUCCACCUACACCGCCACGGUCACCGCUUCCUCAACCUAUGGGUCACUUAGUAUAAACUAUGUACACAUUAGCAGAGGCUUGUGAAGGCCUUUUCUCCAUGCAUCAGGAGUUGAGCAUUUCUCCAUGCAUCAGGACUGCAAGAAAUGCACCGCAGGCCACACAUGUUUCUAUUUUUGUAUGUCCCAAUAUUUUGUGGGCUACCACAAUAAAAAAAUAAAAAAAUAAAAAAUAGUAUUUGCUACCUCAUCCUCCUCCUCCACCACUGUUUCCAGGGCCACCAUCAGGGCAUGACAACCAUGACUGUUGUCAUGGGCCCGGCAGUCCUGGGGGGCCCGGACUGCUCAGGGCGUCCCGGGCCCCACAUUAGCUAUGUGCACACAUAUAUAGUGAUUAACGCUAUAUAUGUGUGCACUUCGGGCCCUCCCGCUACCUUUAUUCUGCAGGGGGCCCGGCACACUUGAAAUUAAUUUCCCAGAUACUCUGCUCUGUCUAAAUCUCACUGUGGGCUACCAUGGCAAUGCUCCGCACGGCUCGCGAGACUUCGACAGAGCAGAGUAGCUGGGAAUUAUAUUUCAAGUGUGCCGGGCCCCCUGCAGAAUACAGGUAGCAUGAGGGCUGCACCAUGCCACAUGAUCUCCCCCCUCCAUGGCCAAAGGUAAGACACAGGGAGGGGUGGAAUAAAACAUUACAAUUAAUGUAAGAAAAAAAAUGCUGUAGGCUUUCCCCCCCACAUUAUGCAGCCCCAUAUAUUUACACACACUAAACAGCAACAUUUACACACACUAUUCACUAACAUUUACACACACUAUACACUAACAUUUACACACACUAUAUACUAACAUUUACACACACCAUUCACUAACAUUUACACACACUAUACACUAACAUUUACACACACUACAUCCUUACACAGACAUACACUCUGCAGUCACUACACACACACUACAUCCUUACACAAACACACACUCUGCAGUCACUAAACACACUACAUCCUUACACACUCACACACUCUGCAGUCACUACACACACUACAUCCUUACACACACACUCUGCAGUCACUAUACACACAUUAAAUACUUACACAAACACACUAUGUAGUCACUAUACACACACUACAUCGACUACACAAAGACACACUCUGCAUUCAGUAUACACACACUACAUCCAGGCACCGGGGGCCCAGACCUUGAGCUGUGUCAGGUGCCCCAAAAGUUCUGAUGGCUGCCCUGGCUGCUUCCACCUACACCACCACAGUCAGGAGUUGUGAAUUACUCCAUGCAUCAGGACUGCAAGAAAUGCACCGCAGGCCACAAAUGUUUCUUUUUUUUGUAUGUCCCAAUUAAAAAAAAAAAAAAACAGUGUUGGCUACCUCCUCCUCCUCCUCCACCACCGCUUCCACCUACACCGCCACGGUCACCGCCUCCUCAACCUAUGGGUCACUUAGUAUAAACUUUACACAAUAGCAGAGGCCUUUUCUCCAUGCAUCAGGAGUUGAGCUCAGUUUGAACAAUGAAAGACAAUACCCUGCACUCCAACCCUCUCUCAAAUGGAUAAUUCUGGUGAUCCUCCUGACAGCCAUGCUUUAGAUUUUGCUUUAUGUUCUUCCAAAGCUAAAAUCAAAGAUUCCAUCUAGUGCUAUUUUAUAGCUCAGCUGUAUUUUUAAUUUUUAUGUAAUUUUAAGUGAUUUCCCUAUCCACGUUUGUUUGCAGGGCACUUGUCCUACUCUUACCCCCAUUUUACUUCCUUUUGCUGCCCUCUAGCCAUUUCCAGGACUUUUUUAGAAUCAUUUUUGUGGCCAAAAGUUCGGAUCCCCUUUAAAGUAAAGUUCGAUCACGAACCCGGACUUUUUUUCAAAGUUCGGCCGAACCCGCUGGACCCGAACCUCAAGGUGUCCGCUAAACUCUAAUCACAAUAGGUUUAUGAUUUCUAUUACUUAUUUAAUAAAUUACAUCAGAGUAUUUCAUUAUCGGUUUAAAAAUCUUGUGAUUUUGUCAUAAACAAGAAAAAAACAUAUCUAAAUCUGACAUAAAAUUCUGAUGCAAAGAGUAUAUUAAAUAUGUUAUAAUAAUUCUGUUUCUCCCCCUUAGUUGGAGGGUCCUGCAAAAACUUCCAUCAGAAAAAUUAAGGACAACUCUUCUAACCAAG